AUGUCUUCUCAACCAAACAUAUCUGUCCCACUCAUCUUUGUUAUCUCUCUGCGGUGUUCCAGGCCAGCCAUUUUGGUCGCCGUGACCCUGUUCUGUGUGACAGCGCAAGGACAAGAGGUCAAGACAAGCUUAUCGUGGAACGAGUGGACGCCAUGGUCAGGGUGCUCCAAGACGUGCAACCAAGGUGUCCAAUACCGGAACCGGAAGUGUGUCAAUGAACGAGGAGAGCCGAGUCCGAACCCCAGUUACUGUAGUGGUCCAGGCAUGGAGUAUCGGCUGUGUCAGAUACAGAAAUGUGCGGGAAAGCAGGUUGACGAGCGUACCGCACAGUGUCGUAGAUACAACGGUCAGUUAGUGAGAGGUCGCCGCUACCAAUGGGACAAGCGCAUUGACCGUGUAUGUAAAGUGAUGAACCGUGAUGAUACUUUGUCAAAGAUUCAGCCAACUUUGGGUUUCCAGAACAGGUGUGAACUGUCAUGUCGUGCCAUCUACUACAACUUCCACUACAAGUUUGCUGACCGAGUUGAGGACGGUACACCAUGUGGGAGUGAUGAUUCCUCUGACGAAGUCUGUGUCCUGGGCCAGUGCCUGAAGGCGGGUUGUGAUGGUGUGGUCGGAUCUGGACUGGAGCGAGAUGGGUGUGGUGUGUGCGAUGGAGACAACACCUCGUGCAAGGUUAUAUCCGGAAUAUUUACUCGAACACAUCUUCCAAGUGGAUACAACUUGAUCACACAGAUCCCUGCAGGGGCCUGUAACAUCAGUAUCACAGAGAUGGGAAGGAGUAGGAACUACUUAGCCCUUCAAGUAACCAAUGGUAGAAACAUUAUAAACGGAGGUCGACGACUGAGCCAUCCUGGUAAAUACCUGGUCGCUGGUACGACCUUCACUUACAGUGCCCAUGAAGGUCGAGGAUGUCCAGGCCAGUGCUUCAGUGCACCGGGCCCUACAGACAAGUCAGUCGAUAUACAGGUCAAGGUCACUGUUACUAAAACUGAGGAACAAAUUAUCACACAAAACUCAAACUUUGUUUGUGGGUUUGUUUGCCAAGAGAAGAGGGAUAGGUCUACAUACCUCAACCCAUAUAAUCCAGAUUACCAUAAAACACCAGUAACCAGUGGUCAGUUUGACCCUUUUGACCCUAGUUACCGACAGCAGUUGUCGCAGACAGUGGGUCAGCAAUCUGGCAACUACCCGAGAAACGGUCAACCCUAUGUUGGUGACAUCAUCAGCAAUGAGGUUGUUCCCAAACUCUCUGCCCAGAACAUUCCUGACAGUGUUAACUACUACUGGAGGAUAGCUGGCUUCACUAACUGUACAGAACCCUGUGGGAGAGGAAAUCAACAGACCAAGGUGGUGUGUAUGAAGAGAAACACCAAUGUCAUUGUGACGAUAGACAACUGUGACCCCAACCUUCGUCCUGCCACCCAAACCAUCGCAUGUAACAUGAACAUUUGUCCACCAGCUUGGCACACCCAGAACUGGACAGACUGCAGUGUGACAUGUGGGGAGGGGAUGCAGACCAGAGAGGUAGUGUGCCGCCAGCGUGUGUCUGCCACUCACAUCGUCACGGUGGCCGCCUCCCGUUGUGGGGGUGAGGAACGCCCACAAUCAGCGCGGAGUUGUAAGGCCCCAGCAUGUGCUUCCUGGAAGGCUGAGGACUGGAGAGAUUGUUCAACCAACUGUGGGCGUGGUGAGAGGGUGCGGAAGGUGUACUGUGAGGGUAUAGAGGGGGGUGAAGCAGAGGAGCGUGUUUGUAAGGGUAUCAGGCCGGAGAAUAUCAGUACAUGUGACAUGGGAACCUGUGCCAGGGGAUGGUUCCAUACAAGGUGGUCCAAGGAGUGCUCUGCUGACUGUGGUAAGGGAUACUACUACCGUACUGUGUACUGCUCUGCAGAGGAUGGUACCCCACUUGAUGAGAAGAAAUGUUCUGGCAGCAAACCGAGAGAGAAGAAGAAGUGCAAAAACAAGAAACCUUGCGGAGGGAGCUGGUUUGAGGGUCCCUGGUCAGAGUGUUCAGCUACCUGUGGGGAGGGUGUUCGCCGUAGAGAUGUUGUCUGUAUAAAGAAAGUGGGAGAGCGUUUGUUUGCAUCAGUGAAGCCUGGCAAUUGUGAGAGUUCUGACAAACCAGUGACUGAGGAAUCGUGUGGACCACUGCCGGAGUGUCCUUCUGAGUGGUUCGUCACACAGUGGACACAGUGUUCUAAAAGCUGUGAAACUGGUACAAGAACAAGAGAAAUAAAAUGCUUGGAUCCAAAGCUCCAUCCAAACUCUGCAUGUCCUGUGGGUUCCCGACCAUCACGACGCUCCGCCUGUAAUAAACAGUCAUGUGAACUUCCACAGCUUGAUGAAGAUCCGAGUUGUAAAGACAAAAUAAAGAUAUGUAACCUUGUCGCCCAGGCAAGACUGUGCUCCUAUCCUUUCUACAGCGAAAAGUGCUGCAACACCUGUACUAUGUACCGUCACAAGCAGGGCCCUCAACACUCGAACCACGGCUGACACAGCGUUAUAUCAUAACCAUCAGAGGAUAGGGUGGAGAGAUGUAAGGGGACAAGGUGCACAUGUGAUGGAAGGGGUGUGGCUGGGGAGUCGUACAA
This is a messenger RNA of Mizuhopecten yessoensis (Yesso scallop), 2594 nucleotides long. RefSeq names its product thrombospondin type-1 domain-containing protein 4-like. The record is from RefSeq and is a predicted model, not a curated record. The coding region runs from base 1 to 2496 and encodes 831 amino acids. The transcript is spliced from 17 exons. NCBI's taxonomy places the organism in Eukaryota, Metazoa, Mollusca, Bivalvia, Pectinida, Pectinidae. Gene Ontology annotation, cellular component: extracellular matrix. Gene Ontology annotation, biological process: extracellular matrix organization. Gene Ontology annotation, molecular function: metalloendopeptidase activity.